CAUUGUGGGGCGACAGUCGAGCUCGAAUGCAGCCAGCGACCGCCACCGUCUCGCCGGCGAGUAUGUCGCACUGACGCGCCACUUGUUACCGAUUUUAAGAAAAAUAAAUGUCAAAAACACCAAUCAAAAAUAUAGGCCAGAAAUAAUAACCAGCCAGUGACAAGUGAUAAUUUUUAUUUUUAAUUCGCGUGCGCGUUUUUUUUUUUAACUUUAAAGGGACUGUUGCAGUGAAAAAUGGGUUUGAAAUCUGAAGAUGAUAAACGGCCGAGCAAGUUGGCGAUUAUGGAUGACAUUUCAGAUACUCCAAGUGGUCUCGGCACUCGCCACUGGGUGACAUUCAUGUUGUUCCUGGGUAUGGCAAACGCGUAUAUAAUGCGUACCAAUAUGUCCGUGGCCAUUGUUGCCAUGGUGAACCACACGGCCCUACCCGUCCACAAGGAAGCUAUGGACACCGAGUGCGGGAAUGUCGAUGCUAAUGCCACCAAUGCGGCGGCGUCACAAGACGGCUCCUUCGUUUGGAGCUCAACGCUGCAAGGAUACAUCCUCUCCUCUUUCUUCUACGGUUACGUCAUCACGCAGAUUCCCUUCGGUAUAUUAUCUAAGAGAUUUGGUGCGCGUCUGUUCUUGGGUGUCGGAAUGUUGAUCAACUCCGUGUUCGGUCUGCUGGUGCCCAUCGCCGCGGAGGCUGGCUACGAGUGGCUCAUCCUCGUGCGGUUUAUACAGGGCCUGGGAGAGGGACCGAUUGUGCCGUGUUCGCACGCCAUGUUGGCGAAAUGGAUUCCGCCCAACGAGAGAAGUCGGAUGGGUGCAGCUGUAUAUGCCGGCGCGCAGUUCGGCACAGUGAUCUCCAUGCCGCUGUCGGGGCUGCUGUCGGCGUACGGCUUCGCGGGCGGCUGGCCCUCCAUCUUCUACGUCUUCGGAAUCAUCGGCACAGUCUGGUGCCUCGCCUUCCUCUUCCUCGUCUCCGAGGACCCUGAAGUCUGCCCCAGGAUCAAGGAGGCGGAGAAGAAAUACAUCUUAAGCUCGCUAUGGGGCGCUGCCGGCUCCAGCUCUCCGCCGAUCCCGUGGUGCAAGAUAUUGCUGUCGAUGCCGUUCUGGGCCAUCAUGCUGGCGCACAUGGGACAGAACUACGGCUACGAGACGCUGAUGACGGAGCUGCCCACGUUCAUGAGACAAGUCCUCCACUUCUCUAUCAAGGAUAACGGCUUCGUGUCCGCGCUGCCGUACCUCUGCAUGUGGCUGUUCUCCAUGUUCAUCUCGGUGGUGGCGGACUGGAUGCUGUCCAGCGGCAGGUUCAACCACACGCAGGUCAGGAAGAUCAUCAACAGUAUCGGCGAGUACGGGCCCGCGAUAGGUUUGUUCAUCGCGGCCAACACGGGCUGCAACCCCGCCGCCACCGUCGCCAUACUGGCCGUCGGAGUGGGCUUCAACGGCGGUAUCUACUCUGGGUUUAAGGUGAACCACUUGGAUAUAUCUCCGAGGUUCGCGGGCAUCUUGAUGUCGUUCACCAACUGCCUCGCCAACCUGACGGGGCUGCUCGCGCCCAUUGUCGCUGGAUACAUCAUUGAAGGCAGGCCGACACAAGCGCAGUGGAGGAAAGUGUUCUACAUCGCGGGCGGCGUCUACAUAUUCUGUGCCACAUUCUACAACGUGUUCGGUUCCGGCCGCCGCCAGGAGUGGGACAACCCCGCGGAGGACGACGCGCUCGCUAAGAAGGCCGCAGCCAAAAAGGCAGACAAACUCCAAAAGAAAGCCAACAAAAACACCAACGAGGCGGAAACCGCGCAAUAACUAACCUCUAGUGACUGGAUAAACCAAACUUUGUUAAUAUAUGACAUUGUACAUUUAAUAUAUUAUAAGCGAUAUUUAUUCUUCGAGUAUUAGUAGCUGUCGAAAUGUCUGCGAUAUUUUUAAUCUUUGUCAUCUUGAACAAAAAUCGCAAAUAGAAUUGAUUGUCUUUAGCGAAGAUAAGAUAUUCUAAUUAAAUGUAAGUAAUGUAAAAUAUCAGAGAAUUUUGUUAACUCAGCUUGAGCAUUCGAUACGGGUUUCUAACUUAGAGGAAACUGGUAAAAACGCGACAAUAAAAAUCGAUGUUUUUGUUCGAAUUUUUAAAUUAAUUCUUCUUUAAUAAUAAUCCAAAUGUCCUCGUUAACAGAAAUUUUGAUACGCAAGGCUUUCAAGCCUUAAAUUUAUUUGAAUAUUGUCUAUUGUGAGCCACAAAGACGCACAUCAUAAAGGCUGUGAUAAUCACUAGUAACUGACGGAAACCCGUGUCGAUAUUAAUUGCUAAUUUUAUAAGAACCGUUAUGGUAUUUUUUAUUUAUAUCGAGGGUCUACAUUUAUAUUUGAAAAACGUAAAUAACUUUGGGUCCAAGAUGUUACUAAAAAAAUUACCGUCCUAGCCAGUGUCUGUUAUAUUUAAAAAAACUACGUUAGAUUUGUUCCAAUACGCUGGUUCGUAUUAUUUGGUGUAAAGAUAAAAAAAUUGUCCUCGAAUUGAAAAUAUUUAUGAAAAAAAUAAUUUUAAAACCUCGAAUUUAAUUACGUUAAGUUGCAGAGCUUCACUAAAUAUUUGUCAUAGACUAAGCAUUAGGUAUAUACAGAUAAUCUAUAAAAUGGUUCAUAAAAAAUGCAACAAUAUGCGUGAAAAGGAACACGAGUUGACUUCCGUUUUUUGCUGCGUGUGAAAAACUCAAGUGAGCUCCCAUUCUACGUUUUUUGCUUCUUGGCGCCAAUGCAUUUAGUCUAUGAUCUAAAGUUAGUGCCAAACUGAAAUGUGUUGUGAGAUAUGUUACUUCCCUCCCCGCUUUAAGCGAUUUUUUUCCGUUAAGCCAUACCGUAAGAUAUAUUUAUAGAUUUUUCGUAUGUACCGUUGUCCUAGAGCUAAUGUGAUCAUAAGUGUUUCAUUUAAUCAAUAUAUUACGAUAAAAAUAAGUAUUAUAUGACCAGGAUUACUAUAUUUAAGUCGUUUGAUAUUACAACAAGUAUUAUAAAUGUCUAUUUCAUGUGUAAAGAAAUUUUAAGGCUGCGUUACUACAAAUACAUUUGUCCUCGACAUAUUUUUUCAAUUUUAAAGAUAUUCUAAAGUUCAAAUUGUUUUUUUUCAAUACUGUUUAUAUGAAUCUUCUACAUAUAUUUAAAUAGUUAGUACGUAUAUGUUGCCAGGAUUCAAUUCGAUGUGCAAAUCUCACCAAAAUGGCCUUAAUGUCUUUAUAUGAAUUAAUCUACUAUUUUUUACAACACUUUCGCAAGUUUUAUUGUAUUUCUGCCACAAAAAGUACAAAACCUCUGUGGUGUGUCAAACACAUCGCUGACCAUAGUGCUGUGCGAAAUAGACAAAUGUUUUUUUUAUAAGCUUUACUUUAAAUGUCUGGAAAUAUAACAGAUGUUUUUAAAACA
This is a messenger RNA of Papilio polytes (common Mormon), 3399 nucleotides long. RefSeq names its product putative inorganic phosphate cotransporter (gene Picot). Gene Ontology annotation, molecular function: transmembrane transporter activity. The coding region runs from base 235 to 1791 and encodes 518 amino acids. NCBI's taxonomy places the organism in Eukaryota, Metazoa, Arthropoda, Insecta, Lepidoptera, Papilionidae. Gene Ontology annotation, biological process: transmembrane transport; monoatomic anion transport. The transcript is spliced from 11 exons. The record is from RefSeq and is a predicted model, not a curated record.